AUGUACAAAAUCUCAAAUAUCUACGUUCUCGCCGCCUUUGGUACCAUCGGCGGGGGUCUCUUCGGUUUCGAUGUGAGCUCCAUGAGUGCCUGGAUUGGCGUCGAUACCUAUACUGCGUACUUUGGCUAUCCUGACUCCAAUCUUCAAGGAGGUAUCACUGCCUCCAUGUCCGCAGGCUCUUUUGCUGGAUCCCUCGCAGCCGGAUGGUUAUCAGAUUUACUCGGCCGUCGCAAGGCACUCAUGAUUGCCUCAUGGGUAUGGAUUGUUGGAGCAAUGGUUCAAUGCAGUGCACAAAAUGUCACACAUCUCGUGGCCGGUCGUGUUGUGAGCGGUCUCGCUGUCGGUGUGACCUCAUCACAAACAUGUGUCUACUUGUCCGAGCUAGCUCCAGGUCGCAUACGCGGCCGAAUUGUUGGCAUGCAGCAAUGGUCCAUUGAGUGGGGUAUAUUGAUUAUGUAUCUCAUCGCAUAUGGCUGCUCACAAGGUGUAUCUGGACCCGCUGCAUUCCGCAUCUGCUGGGGUAUUCAGGCCGUUCCUGGUCUGAUCCUUUUCAUUGCACUGCUAUUCUUCCCCGAGUCACCUCGCUGGCUCGCUCAAAAGGAGCGCUGGGAAGAAACUGUCGAGACACUCGCUAUGAUUCAUGCAAAUGGCAAUCGCAAUGAUCCCGUUGUGCAAGCAGAAUUUGAGGAAGUCCAGGAGGCUGCUCGAAUUGCUCAUCAGUCAAAAGACGUCUCAUUCCUUGCUUUGUUCGGACCUCGUAUAUGGAAGCGCACUCUCUGCGGAGUCAGCGUACAGGUCUGGCAGCAAUUACUUGGAGGUAACGUUGCAAUGUACUACGUUGUGUAUAUCUUUGAAAUGGCUGGAAUGACUGGAAACACAACCUUGUGGUCUUCCGCUAUUCAAUACGUGAUCUUCGUCAUCACCACCGGUAUCAUGCUCCCCUUCAUUGACCGUGUGGGUCGACGAACCUUGCUACUUAUAGGAUCAGUAUCCUGCUGCGUGGUCCAUGCAAUUAUCGCUGGUGUCAUGGCAACUAAAGGCCACUCUGUCGCCGAGGUUAAUGGAAAUUCCAACCUUACCUGGAUUAUCACCGGCAACGCCGGUACAGCAGUUAUUGCGUUCUCCUACAUCUUCACCGGUAUAUACGGUUUCACCUGGGCCCCAAUAGGGUGGAUCUAUGCCUCCGAGGUAUUCCCAUUGAAGUACCGAGCCAAGGGAGUCGGACUAUCAGCCGCCGGUAACUGGAUAUUCAAUUUUGCCAUCGCGUUCUUCGUGAGUCCAAGUUUCCACAAUAUCCAGUGGAAGACGUACGUUAUCUUUGCAGUCUUCUGCUUUGUCAUGACGUUCCAUGUGUUCCUCAUGUACCCAGAGACAGCGGGGCGGACGCUCGAGGAGAUUGACAUCGUCUUUGACUCAAAUGUCAAACCAUGGCGUACCAAUCUGAUUAACGACACCUUCGAGGAGGAGGUUGAGAAGCACAAGAAUGAGAAAGUCCUGAAAGUGACUGAAGCCACGCAUGAGGAGGUAGUGUAG
This is a messenger RNA of Penicillium taxi, 1533 nucleotides long. RefSeq names its product sugar porter family MFS transporter. Gene Ontology annotation, molecular function: carbohydrate:proton symporter activity. NCBI's taxonomy places the organism in Eukaryota, Fungi, Ascomycota, Eurotiomycetes, Eurotiales, Aspergillaceae. The record is from RefSeq and is a predicted model, not a curated record. The coding region runs from base 1 to 1533 and encodes 510 amino acids. Gene Ontology annotation, cellular component: membrane. The transcript is spliced from 8 exons. Gene Ontology annotation, biological process: transmembrane transport; carbohydrate transport.